Sebastes umbrosus (honeycomb rockfish) is the source of this 1512-nucleotide messenger RNA. RefSeq lists its product as uncharacterized. Bases 223 to 1512 code for a protein of 429 amino acids. The record is from RefSeq and is a predicted model, not a curated record. The transcript is spliced from 9 exons. Gene Ontology annotation, molecular function: sequence-specific DNA binding. NCBI's taxonomy places the organism in Eukaryota, Metazoa, Chordata, Actinopteri, Perciformes, Sebastidae.
CGAACCACCAAACGGUUCAUUUAGCUUCUAGUUUGAGCUGAAAUGUAACACUUUAAAGAAUGUAAACGGACGUUUAGAUGUAAUAUAAUAAUAUAAGUUGCUCAUAUGAAUAAUUGAGUUUAAGAAUAUCCUUCUGAAAGUUGAUAUUUGUGUUGGAAGUCGGUGGCGGUGUAACGAGGAUUUGUGUUCACCGGACUGAAGAUGCUCUGAUGCUCUGAGGAGAUGCCUUCUUUUGACUUCCUGGAUAAGGUGGAGCUGUUUGUGCGGACGGGAUCGUAUCCUGUAGACGCAUCCAAGAGCUCAAAGAAAGUAACCAGAGCUGCCAGCAAACACUUCAUCUAUAAAGAUGGCUGUCUGUGGCGCGGUUACCGAGGCCGCUUCCUCCGCGUUGUCAGGAGCGACGAGGAGGUGAAGGAGAUCCUGGUCCGUUACCAUGACAACAACAGCCACGCCGGCCGGGUCCGGGCUGUAAAGGAGAUAAUGUUGAUGUAUUACUGGGUCGGCGUGACGGAGGCGGUGAAGACCUGGAUCAAAGCUUGUGCUGUCUGUCGGAGCCGAAGUCCCGCCGAAGCGCCCAACCCGCCCAUCAUCUUCUGCCUGGCAUACGGCUGCGAUGCCUCCAGCUACGUUUACCCCGAGCUCAGCUUCCACAGGUUUCCAAAGGAGGCAGAGCAACGGCGAAGGUGGCUGGCGGUGGCUCAGAGGGACGAAGGCUCGCUUCGCACCAACUCCUGCCUCUGCUCGAGACACUUUGAGUCGUCCUGCUUCGUGCCAAGCGAGAACGGUCAGCUGACUCUAUCAGCAGACGCCGUACCAACCAUCAUCUCCGUGACGGUGCAGGAGGACGAGGUUGUUGUCCCUUCAGACGAGGACUUCCUUCAUUCCAACACCCUGGAGGACCUCCUCUCCACAGCUGCUGCCGCUGCUGCCACCACCACCCCCGACCCCUCCGAGCCGGCCUUGGAUCACUCUGAACCCCCUGUGGAGCUGCAGGAGCACCAGUACUGCCUCCGAGCUCCUGAUCCAGACUCCAGGGAGGUCCAGACGCUGGUGGAGAACAAGAGGAAGACUGUCAUCGAGCCGAGCUUUGCGACCUACAACCAGAUCGCCAGGUAUCUGAGCCACAGGGUGUUGCCUAUGCAAAGCAAGUCUAGCAGAGGGGGUUUAAAAAGGAUGGCCAAGCGCUUCGGCCUGAAAGAUGGAGUGCUGAUGUACACACGAGUCUCUCCUCCUCUCAGAGUGCCGCGCAGCAGAGAGGAGGUAAACUCGGUCCUGCGUCAGUUCCAUGACACCCAGGGUCACUACGGCCAUGGGAUCUGCCAGCGAGAGAUCACGAAGCACUUCUACUGGGCCAGCAUGACCCGGGACCUGGCCCGCUGGAUCUCCAGCUGCCAGAUCUGCCUCAACAGAACCAAGAGGAAGUGGCUCCGCUGCAGCGUCUCCACCUGCACCAACUGCUGCGGGCCGGUGGAGAGAGGCCUGGGCCUCACCUUCUAUAAGUACGUUCUGUGA